This is a messenger RNA of Leucoraja erinaceus (little skate), 1326 nucleotides long. Its product is annotated as zinc finger protein 501-like. Gene Ontology annotation, molecular function: RNA polymerase II transcription regulatory region sequence-specific DNA binding; DNA-binding transcription factor activity, RNA polymerase II-specific. NCBI's taxonomy places the organism in Eukaryota, Metazoa, Chordata, Chondrichthyes, Rajiformes, Rajidae. The transcript is spliced from 2 exons. Gene Ontology annotation, biological process: regulation of transcription by RNA polymerase II. Gene Ontology annotation, cellular component: nucleus. The record is from RefSeq and is a predicted model, not a curated record. The coding region runs from base 142 to 1326 and encodes 394 amino acids.
GCUGUCGGUUUGUCGGGUCGACGUCUCCCCGUCUCAGCGCCCCCGGGAGCUCCAGGGUUUAGGAGCCGUUGCUGUGGACGGAGAGGCGGGGGACGUGAGCGGGGCAUUGAGGGCGGCCAGGGUGAGCCGGGCUGAGCUUCGAUGGAGGACCGCAUGCCAGGGCACGACAAGGAGAAGCGUUAUGAGUGCGACGUGUGUGGCAAGGCCUGGCGGUACCCGAGCCAGCUGGAGACCCACCGGCGGGUGCACACGGGAGGAAGCCCCUUCGACUGCACGGAGUGCGGCAAGAGCUUUACCCGCUACGACAACCUACUGCGGCACAACCGCGCGCACUCGGGCGAGGGGCCCCCCCUCGCCUGCGCCGAGAAGGAGCCGCUGCCCUGCCCCGACUGCGGCAAGGCCUUCAAGUCGGCCAACGACCUGAAGAUCCACCGGCGGGUACACACCGGCGAGAGACCCUACGCCUGCACCGAGUGCGGCAAGACCUUCAAGACGCCGAACCACCUGAAGACCCACUGGCGGGUCCACACGGGCGAGAAGCCCUACAGCUGCCCCGCCUGCGGCAAGAGCUUCACGGGGCUGUCGGGGCUGCGCCGGCACCGGCGGGUCCACAGCGGCGAGCGGCCCUUCGCCUGCCCCGACUGCGGCAAGAGCUUCAAGUCGUCGCCGGAGCUGAAGAUGCACCGGCGGCUGCACACGGGGGAACGCCCCUACGCCUGCGGGCAGUGCGGGAAGAGCUUCAUCCGCUCCGCCAGGCUGCUGGAGCACUGGCACACCCACACCGGCGAGCUCCCUUACACCUGCGCCCAGUGCGGCAAGGGCUUCACCCGCUCCACCUACCUGCUGGACCACCAGCAGGUGCACGCCGGGGCGCGCCCCUACCCCAGGCCCUUCGGCUGCCCCGACUGCGGGAAGGGAUUCCGGAGAGCGCAGGACCUGAAGAUCCACCGGCGGGUUCACACGGGCGAGAGGCCGUUCGGCUGCCCCGCGUGCGGGAAGGGCUUCGCCCAGUUGUCGGGGUUGUGGAGGCACCGGCGGGUGCACAGCAGCGAGCGGCCCUUCGCCUGCCCCGACUGCGGGAAGGGCUUCAAGUCGGCGCAGGAGCUGAAGGUGCACGGGCGGCGGAUGCACGCGGGGGGACCCCCCGGCGCCUGCAGGGACUGCGGCGGCAACAACGGGGAGCGCCGCGUCUUCGCCGGCGCCCAGCGCGGCGGCAAACGCAACGACGGCUUCGCCCGCUCCUCCGGGCUGCUGCCCCCCCACCUGCGGGCGCACGCCACCACCGGCGGCCCUCCCGCCCCCGGCCCGGCGUGCGGAGAGCGCUGA